UCUCCCUGGGUUUGAGGACAGAUACGUCAGGUUGCUUCUUGCACUCUGGAUCACGAAGCUGAGAGAGAGUGCUGGUGGCUUAUAGGCAGAAAGCAAGAGAGGCAGAGAUCUGCACAUCACAGGCGCAGAGAGCGAAAAACCUCACCCAAAGCACGGCAGCUAAAGAGGACCAUGGCAUUUGCAGGGAUGCUGAGCGACGAGGACAUCAAGGCUGCGGUCCAGGCUUGUCAAACUCCAGGCACAUUCGACUUCAAGUCGUUCUUUGCUCGAGUGGGACUCACCAGCUCAUCUGAGGCAGAUGGGAAAAGGGUGUUUACAGUUCUGGACCAAGACAGGAGUGGAUACAUUGAGGAGGAGGAGCUCAAGCUGUUCCUUCAGAAUUUCUCUCCGGGGGCGAGGGAGCUGACUGUGGCUGAGACCAAAGCUCUGAUGGCUGCCGGAGAUAAGGAUGGCGAUGGCAAGAUUGGGAUGGAAGAGUUCUGUGAAAUCCUGAAAUAAAGAGAAAAAACAUGCAUGACCACGGCUGUCUUUCCUUAUUUUGAAUAAUGGGUUUCUCAUGGAAAUCCUGACUUUCCAGAUUGUUUGAGACCAGACAGAUAAUCUGCACCUGCCUGCUACUCUCCCUGUUGAUGUGAUACAAUAAUUCAUAAGAUGUUUGGUGGACAGACAGUUAAAGCUGGCUAUUAGUUGUGUGUGUUUAAUCGAUCAGGUACCUGGAAUGGAUUAAUAAAUGUAUUUGAGAUGUGAUAUAA
Messenger RNA from Dicentrarchus labrax (European seabass), 752 nucleotides. Its product is annotated as parvalbumin beta-like. The transcript has 5 exons. The record is from RefSeq and is a predicted model, not a curated record. The coding region runs from base 172 to 498 and encodes 108 amino acids. Gene Ontology annotation, cellular component: nucleus; cytoplasm. Lineage: Eukaryota; Metazoa; Chordata; Actinopteri; Moronidae. Gene Ontology annotation, molecular function: calcium ion binding.